This is a messenger RNA of Rhineura floridana, 2854 nucleotides long. RefSeq names its product transducin-like enhancer protein 1. The transcript is spliced from 21 exons. Lineage: Eukaryota; Metazoa; Chordata; Lepidosauria; Squamata; Rhineuridae. Gene Ontology annotation, cellular component: transcription regulator complex; nucleus. Gene Ontology annotation, molecular function: transcription corepressor activity; protein binding. Gene Ontology annotation, biological process: negative regulation of canonical Wnt signaling pathway; regulation of DNA-templated transcription. The coding region runs from base 190 to 2496 and encodes 768 amino acids. The record is from RefSeq and is a predicted model, not a curated record.
CUCACACCCAUUCAAGACAGCGGCCCGAGCCCACCCCACCCCACCCUCCCUCCCUUCCUCGCUCGGAGGCUUCAGGGGCCCCGAUCCUAGCUGCGGUGCUUUGGUCACCGGGGGAGUGUUUACACAGUCAGUCCUACAAGCUGAAAAGUGCCAUCGGUGAAACGGCCAUCCUAUGGUUUUGUUCAAAGGAUGUUCCCCCAAAACCGGCCCCCGGCUCACCUACAGGCACCACCCGUUGUCACUGCAGCUGCUGCUUCCAGUGUAGUCUCAACGGCCCCCCAGUCCUUGAAGCUGAGUUACCCGGAGAUCUUGGACCGCAUCAAGGAAGAAUUUCAGUUCUUGCAAAACCAAUACCACAGCUUGAAGCUGGAAUGUGAGAAACUCGCUACAGAAAAGACAGAAAUCCAGAGACAUUAUGUCAUGUACUAUGAAAUGUCCUACGGAUUGAACAUUGAAAUGCACAAACAGACAGAGAUUGCCAAGCGCCUCAACGUCAUUUGCGCUCAGCUCAUCCCCUUCUUGUCCCAGGAGCAUCAACAGCAGGUGGUCCAGGCGGUGGAACGUGCAAAGCAGGUGACUAUGGCAGAACUGAACGUGGCGAUUGGGCACCAGUUCCAAGCACAGCACCUCUCGCACCAUGCACCACCCAUCCCGCUCACCCCUCACCCUUCUGGUGUGCAGUCGGCAAGUUUGGCCACCCUCGGCAGUGCCUCUGGCCUGCUGGCACUAUCCGGAGCGCUGGGCGCGCAAGCUCAGCUUCUCGCAAAGGACGACAGAGGGCUGCUCGACGCGGACCACAGAGAGAGAGACCCGGGUCCCAGUUCUUUAGCCCUGUCAAACGGAGAACGGAUGCGGGCCAUUUCAGAGUACCUGAACAGCAGCAAAAAGAGGAAAGCCGAAGAAAAGGAAUAUGGCACAGACUACGGCAGCGAUGGCGACAAGAGUGAAGAGAACCUUGUGGUUGAUGAACUUUGUGACCCCUCUUCCCCCCACAGCGUCCACUCCUUCUCCUCUCGGGAAAACGGAGUGGACAAAUCCGCCCUGCAGAGGAAAGAGACGGUGCAACUGAGCCCUGCUUCCAGUGGCUCCUCCCCAGGCCAGAUUGCCAAGGAUGCCGUUGUGGUAGAGAAAGCGGGCACCCCUGGUUUGAAGUCCAGCACCCCGACUUCACAAGGCGAAGGGACGGCCGCAGGAUCUUCCAGUAGCAACAGCAGCACUCCACAGCUCCGUCCGGGGGUCGCAAAGCAGACAGUGGAAUCACUCGCCUUGAGCCUGCGGAGCCCACUCACCGUCCAGAGCUCCUAUCAAGCCGCCUUCAACGUAGCGCACACGUCCGUCAACGGUGACAUGGCAAGCGCCGGGGCCUACGCCGGACUGCAUCUAGUGACCCCCCAGCUCAACGGGGCAGCGGUCAUCGGGGCCGCUGGUUACGGGCGAUCCCCUCUGGUUGCCUAUGAUCCUCACUCCCAUUUGCGGGUCCCAGGGCUGUCAACGGGCAUGUCUUCUGCAAAGCCAGCAUACUCCUUCCACGUCAGUGCCGACGGGCAAAUGCAGCCGGUCCCCUUCCCGCCCGACGCCCUCAUUGGCUCCGGCAUCCCACGCCACGCCCGCCAGCUCCACACGCUGACCCACGGCGAGGUGGUCUGCGCCGUCACCAUCAGCAACUCCACCCAACACGUCUACACAGGAGGGAAAGGCUGCGUGAAAGUCUGGGAUGUGGGGCAGCCGGGCACCAAGACCCCCGUGGCACAGCUUGAUUGUCUGAACCGUGAGAACUACAUUCGGUCGUGCAAACUCCUCCCUGACAGCCGCAGCCUGAUCGUUGGUGGGGAGGCCAGCACCCUCUCCAUCUGGGACCUGGCUGCUCCAACCCCCCGGAUCAAGGCAGAACUCACCUCUUCGGCCCCAGCUUGCUACGCAUUGGCCAUCAGCCCUGACGCCAAGGUCUGCUUCUCCUGCUGCAGCGAUGGCAACAUUGUGGUCUGGGAUCUGCAGAACCAGACGCUCGUUAGGCAAUUCCAGGGUCACACAGAUGGCGCAAGUUGCAUUGACAUCUCAAACGACGGCACGAAACUCUGGACGGGGGGGUUGGACAACACAGUCCGAUGCUGGGACCUGCGGGAGGGACGACAGCUUCAGCAGCACGACUUCACUUCGCAGAUUUUUUCCUUGGGUUACUGCCCCACGGGUGAGUGGCUGGCGGUCGGAAUGGAGAGCAGCCACGUCGAGAUCCUCCACGUGACCAAGCCAGAGAAGUACCAGCUUCACCUCCACGAGAGCUGCGUCCUCUCCCUCAAGUUCGCCUCCUGCGGGAAAUGGUUCGUAAGUACCGGAAAGGACAACUUGUUGAACGCCUGGAGAACACCCUAUGGAGCCAGUAUAUUCCAGUCGAAGGAGUCUUCCUCCGUCCUCAGCUGCGACGUUUCCACCGACGACCAAUUCAUUGUCACCGGCUCCGGGGACAAGAAGGCCUCCGUUUACGAAGUCAUGUACUGAGAGGCAAGCCAAGCUCCUCGUUGCAAACACCUGGGAGGAGGGGCAGAGGAGCCCCCUUCCCCAUUUUUUCCCCCAGCCAAAGAAUACACUUGCAAAACGAACUUAGACCGGAGGGAGGAGGAUGUGGUUAGACGGACCCCUUUGAUCUCCAGCUAAGCACCUCCCUUUUUUGCAUACUUGGGGUGGGAGGGUGGAGAGAUGCUAAUUUCAGAAAAAAGGACUCUGCUGCUGUUUUAUAUUCCCCCCCCUCUAAUUUUUUUUCAGUCUUUCUCCUUAAUUGUAUGUGUUGAAAUCUUGGAAUUGUUUCUUGUGUCUUUUAAUUUUUUGAAAUUUUAAAUAAAAAGGGGAGGGAGAUGUU